GCCAUUUGCUUUCUGCAAAAUCUUUGAAAUUUGCGUGUGAAAAUAAAAGUUACUCGUUGAAAUCUGCGUGUGCAAAUCUAAAACCUUUCACAACAAAUUAAACUCCCUUUCCAAUGGCUAACUCAAAAUCAUUCUUUCUCACGUUCAAUCAUCUAACAAUAUACCUCAUUCUGUUGCUACUAUCACAAUCCCCACAAAUUCACUCAACUUGUCGCAAUUUCUGUAACAACAUUCCCAUAAACUACCCGUUCAGCAUUGACGAUGGCUGUGGCGCGCCACAGUAUCGUCACAUGCUGAAUUGUUCCGCUACUGAUUUAUUCUUCCUAACACCAUCAGGAAAUUACAAAGUCCAAUCAAUCGACUACGAAAAGCAAACCAUGACGAUCUUCGAUCCUUCAAUGUCUACUUGUUCAAUCCUACAACCUCACCACGACUUCAAAAUGUCAGAAAUUCAAUCAGCUAUAAUCCCGCCUACGCCUGACACGGUCUUCAUCCUCGUCAAUUGCUCCAUUGAUUCCCCUGUACUUAAUCAUUACAAGUCGCUCUGUUUUAAUUUCUCCGGUCAUUCGUGUGACGAACUCUACGGUUCGUGCACUUCGUUUAAGUUGUUUCAUUUACUAUCUAACAGUACGCCGGCGUGUUGUUUCACGGGUUAUGAAACGGUGAAGUAUAUGAGUAUGGAUAUAUUGGAUUGCACGCAUUAUACGAGUGUUUAUAAUACGGAUAGAUUGGAAGGUGUUGGGCCGUUGGAUUGGCUUUAUGGGAUGAAAUUGUCAUUUAGCGUGCCGGACACUGGAUGUGCCCGGUGCGCUAAAUCUGGUGGGACUUGUGGAUUUGAUGUAGAGACUGAGAUGGCGCAGUGCAUUUGCUCAAGCACUAGUAAUUCUACUAGAGAUUGUGCUGGGGGCAGAGAAAUAAACUUUGCUGAUAGUUACAGAGCAUCCUCAUUUCCGCCACUGCAGUUGCUAUACAUUUUGGCUCUUGUGGCCAUUUCUUACAGCAUACUAUUGAGAUGAUGAAUCUUCUGUUAAGUUUGUUGAUUUUUCUUCUCUUUUUGUAUUUUUAUCUUUCUAAACUAAUUAUUACUAUAUUAUUCAUGUUGCUUAAACUAGGUGGAUUUUUUUAAUAUAGUAACUAUAUUUUUUUCGGUAUUACACUUGGAAAAAAGUCAAAAAAGAUGCCAGAAAUUCAGAACUUGAAGGAAUUAUCAGUUUUGUGUCUUCGAA
This is a messenger RNA of Solanum tuberosum (potato), 1226 nucleotides long. RefSeq lists its product as uncharacterized. The transcript has 2 exons. Gene Ontology annotation, molecular function: polysaccharide binding. Bases 114 to 1016 code for a protein of 300 amino acids. The record is from RefSeq and is a predicted model, not a curated record. NCBI's taxonomy places the organism in Eukaryota, Viridiplantae, Streptophyta, Magnoliopsida, Solanales, Solanaceae.